GUCCGGCUCGGCCGAACUGAUGAAAGUUAAGUGGCGCAGGCUAAGGUCGUUACCACUCUCGUACGCAUCGUUCGCCGCGUUCAGUAGACGAUGACCACUCGGUGGCGUCGCAUCGAAUCGCUCUUCUCCGCAAAACACCUGAGACGAGGCUCGUGAAACGGACAUGAUGGCCACCAGGAUGAUAUCGCUGCUCCUGCUGGCAGCUCUCGUCUGCCGGUCGAACGCGCUGAACCCGGACGCUGGCCCGUGGGUCCAGUCCACGCAGGGUGAACCUUGGCCCCAGCCGAACAUCAGGCGUCUCACCAACUCGUAUUACCUGCUUAGAGCGUCCACCUUUCAGUUCAACGUAGUCGGCGAAACAUGCGAUAUAGUGGUGGAAGCGAUCGAGAGAUACAAAGCGAUCAUUUUGACGGAAUCUCGGAUAGCGAAGAUCUACUCGCAGGGACACGCGAGAUCCUCGCGAGAAAAUGCCACCAGCAAAGGCACGCUCACCGGCCUGGACUUUCGUGUGCUGGAGCCCUGCGAGAAGGACGGUAAUCACUGGCCCUAUCUGCAGAUGCAGGAAUCCUACACUCUAAGCAUCAGCGAGUUCUCCACGGUCGCUCACCUCACGGCGGAAUCGGUAUGGGGUGCGCUGCGAGGCCUCGAGACGUUCUCUCAGCUCUUGUUCCCAGCUGGCGACGGGCCUAACUUGAAGAUAAGGUGUCAGACUAUAGUGGAUCGACCGAAGCUACCCCAUCGCGGUCUCCUUUUGGACACGUCCCGCCAUUAUCUGCCGAUUCCCGACAUACUGUUGACCCUGGACGCGAUGUCUUACAACAAACUGAACGUUUUCCACUGGCACAUCGUGGACGACAACAGCUUCCCUUAUCAGAGCUCCAGGUUCCCCGAGUUGUCCGCUAAGGGAGCCUAUCAUCCAUCGAUGAUCUACACGCUGAACGACAUACAGAAGAUCGUGGACUACGCCAGGCUGAGAGGAAUUCGAGUGAUGCCCGAAUUCGACACUCCUGGACACACCAGGUCCUGGGGCUUGGCUUUCCCGCAAUAUUUGACUACUUGCUUUGACUCGAACGGCAACGCGAAUGGGAAACUUGGUCCCAUGAAUCCAACGGACCCUCUUGUAUACGAUUUCCUGCGGGAUCUGUUCGCCGAGAUCGUUCAAGUUUUUCCUGAUGAAUACGUCCAUUUGGGCGGCGACGAGGUUCCCUUUGAUUGUUGGCAGAGCAAUCCAGAGAUAAACACGUACAUGAAGGUGCACAACAUGUCGAGGAAUUACGCGCUGCUCGAGGCGGAAUACAUGCGCAAGCUCUUCCGCGUCAUGGACUCGCUGGAAUCGAAAUCUAUCGUAUGGCAGGAGGUGUUCGACAACGGAGUGUGGAUGCCGAACAACACGGUGGUGCACGUGUGGACCGGCCUCUGGUCGAAAGAGCUGGAAAGAGCGACAAAGGCAGGUCAUCCGGUGUUGCUGUCCGCUUGCUGGUACCUGAACUACAUCGCUGGCGGCGGCGAUUGGAAGAAGUUCUAUAAAUGCGACCCGAUGGCGUUUAACGGCGCUAAGAACGCGACCAAUUUGAUGCUCGGCGGGGAGGCCUGCAUGUGGGGAGAAUUCGUCGACAAGAACAACGUGCACCCGAGAAUAUGGCCGCGAGCCAGCGCAACCGCGGAACGUCUUUGGAGCAACAUCAAGCAGGACGAGAACGAGGCGGCCCAGCGUCUCGAGGAACACGCCUGUCGCAUGAACAGACGUGGAAUUCCGGCUCAGCCACCGAAUGGCCCUGGAUUUUGUUUACCUACGGCCUUGUCCGCCUUGUCCACCGUGUUGCCCGCUUCCUUGCCCGCCAAAGGUAGUCGUGACCUGUCAUCCACCCCCGCCGCCGUGUCCCCCGCCGCCGCCGUGCGUCACUUACGUUUGUACCAAGAAACUGGUUCCCUGUAUGCCCUGUCCGCCACCCACGCCUCCGCCUUGCUCGCCUUGUCGACCAGUUUGCAAAAAGCCUCGAUAGACAGCAAUGCCAAACAGAAGACCGCCAACAGACGUCCCAGUGCGAACAGCAUAAACGCGAGGAUGAACACGACGCAGCAGCGAGUCAGACCCGAGAAGUCACCAUCCACGCAGAAUUUGUCUCUCGCAGAGCAAAAGGAGCCGCCCAACAAUGCUGCCGAGCCGUAUAUCCCGAAGACCAGGUUCACUUCUCAGGACAGGAGCAAAGACUUCGGGACGUCCUCGCCCAGGUUGAAGUACUUCCCUGCGGAGAAGAUUAAGAGACUGAAAAAUCCUGCGCCGUUCACAUCGGAUCCAAUCGGAGCCAUCAUCGUGCAGCAAAAUCCACAUCAGACGGGCACCUUCUACGUUCCAGGAUCCACCGAUCAGAAUAAAGGACAGGGCGAUGGAACGGGAGCGGCGCAAUCGGCAGUGCAACCUGCAUUGCAACAUCAUCAGAACAUGCACACCACGAGCCAGCAACAGGUUUGCCAGCAGCCUAUGCACCAGAUCGGCCAGAUGAAUCCUCAAUCAGAAUGCGGUCUACAUCAUCAGAACUCAAUUAAUCAGACGCAUCGUCCUUGCGUGCCUUAUGGGCAACGCGAGUUUUCCCCGCAGAAGGUUCCUCAAACACUGUAUCGCAGUCCUGAGAAUACAAUGCAAAUGCAGCAUCCAAUGCAACGGUCUCCGAGUGUUCCAGUACCAACGACGAGCCAGGAGAAAAAUAAACCUGAGAACGGUGGAUCGGAGUACGACUCCGACGGACAACCUGUCGGUGGCAGGAAUGCAACGUUGCAAACAGCGAUAAGCAGCCAACAGCCGGGAGCGCAGUCCCAACUGUCCAUGGCGCGGAACCUCUCGGGUAGCAACCAUCAGCAGCCAGCCCGAAAUCAUUACCCACCGCACGCCCGGGUGCCUAACUACCCGAGCCCCCAGAAUCCCCGGCAAGCUUAUCAACAGCUGCAGCAAACCGUGGCGCAACAGCAGCAGAUGCAGCAGCGAGCGAUGGCCUAUCAGAUGCAGAUGAUGCCCGCUAAUCAGCAGACGCCGGGGAGCCAGGGGAACCUUUACAGACACGGUGGUCUACAGUUCGUCGCGCAGACACCUGGGCAAGGAAUGACUUCUCCUCAAGAAGCGACGCUGAGGCAAAAUCAGAAUCCCCAGACCUAUAUUCAAAGAAACGCGAAUCCUCGCAAUGCUCAUCUGAAGCCUUUCGCUAUCAACGUGAUGAAUCCUCAGCUUCAGUUCGUUCCGAAUCCACCGACACCUCAAUAUCAACAGCUGUAUAGACAUCCCAGCCAGCAACUGUUCAGGAACCCUGGAAACGUGAAUCAGCAGGUGGCAAUGCAGCCAGACUACAACCAUCCAGCUGGUCAAAUCGAGCAAAACUCUGAACCAGUGAAUGAUCAACAGAACAGUCAACAGAAAAGAGCGAAGCUGCCGUUUACAGCGAGCAUGAUGCGGGAUCAAGAGAAGAUGCUGACCACGAUGAGGCAGCAGGGUGUGCCUAUGGAAGUAAUUAAAAGACAGUUCGACCUGCUGCUCUGCGAGCAGCGCAGACAGCUGGAGUACAUAGAGGAACUCCGUCGACAGAGCGACUCGCAGGAGGUGAGACCUGCGCCGAUGCCUCGCAGGCGGAGACAGACGGACGAGAAGCCGGAGUGGAUGAUCCACCUGACUCCGUCGAGGUUGUCGUACGCAGAGCUGGAGAAGCUGCACGAGGAACGAAGGGAGAAGGAACGUCUGGCUAGGCAGAUGGAGGAGGCUAGACUCCAGAACGAAAUGUCUAAUCAGGUUAAUCAGCAGUAUCAGUGCUAUCAGCCCAACUGGCACUCGAAUGUUCCACAGUUCCAGUCAAACGUCAGUUCCGCAAAGUCGACGCCGAACGUGCCUACGAACCAUCAGCAGUAUUACCAACAGAAUUUCCCCAGGCAUCAGCACGCGCAGCAUCCUCAUCAGCAAUACAGCGCACAAUACCAGCAACAGCAUCCACACCUGGAUCAACAGGUCUACGAUAGCUCGCAGCAUCAAGUCUACCGCAAUGAUCCCAGUAGCUACCAAACGGAUCGACCAACCACCGAGCCGUCCAGUUUGCUGAAACUCCGAGUAUACAAGGAACGUAUCCGGCCCCAGGGUCGCAACAACGGGUUGCAGGACCCGGAAGUAGUGCGGAGGUACUUGGAGCGAGCGAGUGGAUCCACGGAUACUCGGAGAGGACUGGAGUACCUAUCUAACCUGACUAAGGGUCCAAAGUUCAAACUGAACGGGAUGCAGGACGCUUCGGAGAUAGAGGAUGAGCUGAAGCAGCGGUUGAUCGUGCCGUAUCAACCGACGUCGAAGAGGCAAAUCUCCGCGAACGGGCUCGAGAACACCAGGAAUCCCGACAACCCUCCCCCGCAACGUCUGGCUAGCCUGAAGAAGCAGCAGGAGUUCCUGAGGGAAUAUCCCAGGCAGAAGUGCAACCCCAGGAACUGCUACAGUGUCCAAGCUGAAAGAGAGAACGGCACGGUAGCAAGCAACGAUCAGGUCUUCUUAACGCAGCAGCAGGGUUUAGGGUAUGCGGCGUCGCCUUUCAUCCCCUACAACGAGAGCAACCCGGGCAACGCCAGGUGCAGCCUGCUGCCGUUCAAGUUCGACGGGAGUUAUCCUCAGCACUAUCAACAGAUGCAGCAGUAUUAUCGCAACGCGAGGAAUUUGGGGAGGAACAAUGGGGACGGGGACACGGGGACGAGCGAAAAGAGGACCGGCGUUCUCAGCAGCGCCGGCUUCGAUCGCGCCGGCGGCGAUGCGACCGGAAACGUGCACGGCCAGCCGGCGGAUAGCGAAACGGCGCCGGUAUGCGGGGCCCAUUACAGCCGGCCCGAUCUACACGAGCCGAGGACCAUCGGGGGUGUGAGGUACCUGGCCAGGAAACAGGACUACAUGCCAAACACGCAACUCGUGUCACCGGAAACUCUGAUCGCCGACAGACACCUGCAACCCCCGGUGAUCUACUAA
This is a messenger RNA of Nomia melanderi (Alkali bee), 4978 nucleotides long. Its product is annotated as beta-hexosaminidase subunit alpha. Gene Ontology annotation, biological process: ganglioside catabolic process; glycosaminoglycan metabolic process; carbohydrate metabolic process. The record is from RefSeq and is a predicted model, not a curated record. Lineage: Eukaryota; Metazoa; Arthropoda; Insecta; Hymenoptera; Halictidae. Gene Ontology annotation, molecular function: beta-N-acetylhexosaminidase activity. Gene Ontology annotation, cellular component: membrane; lysosome.